AUGGAUCGGUUGGAGUCGAUCGACGAGCGUUCGGCGAGCUGCGACAAGGCGAUUGAUUCAUCGGACGCCAACGAAGAUGACGAAGAUGAUGACUGGGAUGUCAGGACUGUGGUGUCCGAGACUUCGGAAGCCGCGGUUGUGUCGGCCAGCCGCAGUGGAGGAUCGAGGUCGAUCACCCGCGACCUCUCCGAAACGUUCAACGAUAUGCCUGGCCCCGAGCUCGCGUACGACGCGGAUGACGGCGCCACCGAGGACUUCAAACCCUCGGUUACGGUAGGAGGGGCAACCUCCAAGCCGGUUGGCACUCGUCCUCCCCCCAACGGCGAUACUCCGGCGGCCAACAAGGUUCUAGGCCGAUGUCUGGAGCUGAUGAAGACCAAAUGUGAGUGGAUGCAGUUGUUCUCCCCGAAGCAGGUCCGCCAAGCCAUCUGGAUGGACCUCGGAGGGGCUUUGGCAGCGCCGAUCAACUCAACGAGCACUCGGCAGCUCGCUCAGAACACUGUGGAUCUCCUGCGUGCAAUGGGGUGCGAGCCCCAGAUUCUCCCGACGGAGGCUGCACUCGCGAGCUGGACGCCAACCACCGCCGCCAUGGCGCUUACCAAGUGGAGGAAGAAGUUACGUGAGGCCUUUGGGGCGGCAGACCGAGGCUCAACGAAGCUUCGUUCGGCCCCGGAAGCGGUUGACCCCUCCAAGGUCCCGCUACCAGCGACCCCUCGGAAGGCAGCCACGGAUGACGGAGUCUUCGCAGUCAAGGGCGAGGCUUCGCCUUACAUGCAAGACUCGCACAUGGUAACCCCACGAUCUACGGACCGUACUGAACGUCUGGCUAGGGAGACCGAGGUUUCGUACGCAACGCCUGGAUGCGCGGAGCAACCGGUCGCCGGUCCAGCCGCCGUUACGACCUCCGAGAUGGCUCGUCGGACAGUGACGAUGAUCUCGGGUCCGACUGUUACGAGGGCGACCUGCCAAGCGAAUGGGCUCGUCAGCUCAACCCCGAAGCUCGAGAUUACCACGCAUCUACCUCUCUGCAACAUCAAGUCGUUCUACGGUGUGCGCGACAAGAGCGAACACUCCAUGCAGUGGCUUCGUACGUCCAUCUACGAGAUGAGGGGGACACAUGCACCGCCCCACGAGUGGUGCAUGCCGUUCGAACUCAAGCUCAGAGAUGGGGCUUUGUAUUGGUGCCGCCAGCUUCCACGCAAGACGAGGCGCAUGUGGAAACUGCUGUGCGAGGCAUUCAUUAAGUACUACUGCUCGAAGUUCUCCCAGUCUGCAAAGGCUCGGUACUACUCGGCCAAACGAGAGAACAAAGAGCAUGUAUGUGACUACCUCAACCGGCUCAACGGCUACGCUCGCAACGCCGGGGUGCAGUUUGAGCACGGGGAUCGUGACGCGAAGGACCACGUCGAACACUUCUUGGUUACGUGUGACGACCGAGAUUUAGAAGAGCGUCUGUGUCAUGUCACGGUCAAGGGCAUUCAUGACCUCGAAGACAUGAUUAAUGACAUUCUGCGUCACCGCGACCGCAAGUCAACUCGCGAAUCGUCGUUACACCGUUCUCGGAGUCAAGAUGCCACUCGCCGUCGCGACGCCAGGUCGAACGAUGAUUAUCGUAGUGGCUACCACCGCGAACGACGUUACCGUGACGACGUCCGCCGCCGUGACCAACGUGACGGGUCCCCGCACCGGUCGAGUGUGACUGUGGUCGACACACUUGCCGAUGUGAUGGCGGAAUGGAACAUCGGAGGCUCGGUCGGUGCACGCAACGAGGCUUCGUACGCCCCCCGACGUGAUGCUGAGGCGAACGAGGAUUACUUCGAGGACGAGCGCCAGUACUCGGAUGACCAACGCUCGGACGAGGAUUCAGACGCCGAUUACGACUCGGACGAGUCUACUCGACAUGUCGCUGCCGUUAACGACGCUGAGCGCAGGGCCGCAGCCGAUGGAACGUUCGCCUGGUCUGACAACCGACGCUUCAGGAACGGAGGAUGCCCGUCCAACCGCGAACGAGAUGGCCGUCGCCAGUAUGGGCCGUGUGCCGCGUGCGGAAGCUCGUCCCACUCCGUGCACUUCUGCUACCGGCGGUGCAAACUGUGCAAACAGGUGCACGACGCUGGGAAGUGUGAAGCACUCCACGAGCUCACCAAGCUCCUGAAGUCCAAGGUCGACAAGAAGGAUCUGUCGCCAGAGCUGCAAAGCCUGUUAGCUGAGCCUGCUGUUGAUGCGGACUAUCUGUUCGCGUUCAAAGGCGAAAGCAACCGGCCUGACGACCUGAAGAACAAUGAACGUGUGAAACCGACGGAAAAUGGAGAGAACCGAGACGCAAGUCUCGUUGAGACCGGUAUUGAUGAAGAUGAUGAUGAUGAACGUGAUGGACACCCGACCGCGGCUUAG
Molecule: messenger RNA, 2394 nt
Organism: Phytophthora sojae
Lineage: Eukaryota; Oomycota; Peronosporomycetes; Peronosporales; Peronosporaceae
Exons: 3
Coding region: 1-2394 (797 amino acids)
Source: RefSeq, a predicted model, not a curated record